GGAGCUAGAUCUGGUUGUUGUUUGGAAGUGGAAAGAUGGCUGCAACGGAGGUGCCUGGAGGUUUUGGACGCGGUCGUGGUCGAGGUCGAGGGCGAGGCCAUCCUGGCAGCAUUGGCCUUAAUAUAUUAAAAGAAGCUUCUAAACAAAAAAUCAAGCCUCCUAAGGGAUUUCUAGAAGAAAAGGGGCUGCCAAUCCCAAAUAAUUAUGAGAAACAAGAUCAAGUCUCUGAAACUAAAAGCAAAAAUUCUACUCAAGAGAGCUCAUCAGAUGAUAAAACUGGAUUCAAACAGGACCUUUCAAACAAAGUUAAAGAGUGUUCACUAAAAGAUGAGGAAAGUCCCAGGGAAGAAAAGAGAGAGGAUCAAAGCAAGGCAGCAACUUCAGCAUCGAAUGAAGAAGCACUAUCUAACACUGCAACAGUAGCAGUUUUAAAAACAAAUCUUAAUGCUGGAGCUAAAGAGUUUGUUCCAAGUUCAAAAGCAGUUAAAGACAAAUUUUCAGACACAAUUCAAGAAGAGUUUUCUCUUGAAGUGUAUGCUGUUGCCUUAAAUGUCUUGUCACAUAGACCUGAUAAAUUUGAUGAUGUCAGUAAAGACCUGUUGGUAAAGAUUUCAACAUCUUUGAAGCAGCCAACAACAAUGAACAAAGUUGUUGAUGUUCUUCUUGAAAAGGCCAUCAGUGACAACAACUUUCUGUAUUCUGCUGUGCGAAUGAUAUCAGUAUUUUUGGAAAGCCUUCAUGCUGUUGUUAGCUUUAGAGAGUGCUUUUAUCCAAGGCUUAAACAACUGCAAGAGGAAUUUCCAAUUCUUCUGAACGACCGUGAAAAUGCACAAAGUCAGUCUAAAGCGCUUGGCAUUGCCCUUUUGUUUGCAGAUCUUCUUUGCCGUGUCGAGGUUAAAGAAAACGAACUGAAUUCACAAUUCGUGGAUGCUGUAUUCCAAAUUGUCGAACAAUUGAAAGAAAAGCCGACAGAAAAGAUGGUCACAACUCUGAUAAAAGUGCUGAAGCUCGCUGGUCCAACUUUGGAUGAGUAUAAAACGAAAGGCAACGGCAUACCUAAGGUUGAUGACAUGUUCAGCAGUUUCUCUGAUCCCAACGAUAUCAAAAGCUGGCUUGCUCAUCUAGAUAACGGUGAGAAGCUUUGCAAUAUAAUUUUCAACAUAUACAAGCUGCAUACACGGAACUGGGAUCGAGAGCCUGUGACAGUGAAUAACUCGAGCGGCCAAGAUGAAAAUCAGAAGACACUGGCAAAAUCUGUUGUAAAUCAAAACCAGGUCUCAAAUUCACCUUUGAAAGCUGCAGCAGCCGAAUUUGUCCCAAGUGCAGGUUCAAAGCUUCCAACAAAUGAGGAUGAUCAAGAUGAAUUUCUCCUUGGAGUUUUUUAUGAGACUAUUGACGUCUUGACAUAUCGACCUGAUAAAUUCAACAGAGUUAUUGAAAAUUUAUUAGAAUCUGUUUCAAUGUUUCUCACCCAAAAGACGACCAUGGAACAAAUUCUAGAAAUUCUUAUACAGCAGGCGACUUGCAAUCACAGUUUUAUUGUCAUGGCUGUGCGAAUCAUAGUUGUGUUUCUUGAAAAGCUGCAAAUUGACACAGCAGAGGCAAGCUUCAAGUACUGCUUUUAUUCGAGGAUACAGGCUCUUUCGACCGAAUUCUACACACUAAUAAAGGAUCGUGAUAACCCCGCAAGCCAGACAAAGGCAUUUGGUAUUGCGCUGUUGUUUGCCGAUAUGCUCUGUCAAGUAAAGGUGGCUGGUUCUUUGAAUAUUCCAUUGAAGGGAGCCGUGUUCCAGAUGAUAAAUACUUUGAAAGAAAAUCCAACAGAACCGAUGGUUCACCUUCUUUUGGAUAUUUUACAGCAUAUUGGACCCACUCUGGAUGCCCACAAUAAGGACCGAAGCUUGCCCGAGGUUGAUGUGUUAUUUGACAGUUUCAACCACCCAUCAAAGAACAAGGCCUGGUUGUCCCACCUCGAGAAUGGAGAAAGGCUCAGUAACUCUGUUUUUGAAGUUUACAAGUUGCACACAAGAGAUUGGGAUCGAGAGGAGGAUGUCGAUACGGAGGAAGCUGUUGAUUGGAACGCAUAUUGUGGUCCGGAAAACGACGAUCCAGUAGAUGGCUACGACGAUUCAUUCGAACAAUUUUUGAAAGAGACGGGCCAGGUGUGAAUCUCUGUUUGCUGGGCUUCAAGAACAGUUAUUCCAGGUACUUGAGUUUUCGUCGAAUUUUCGCAGAAUUCUUUUGCGCGCUUGUUUUCAUUGUAGAAAUAUGUAAGUAAGAUGUCCUAUAUAUAUAUUUACAUUUAA
This is a messenger RNA of Rhopilema esculentum, 2306 nucleotides long. RefSeq lists its product as uncharacterized. Gene Ontology annotation, molecular function: translation activator activity. The record is from RefSeq and is a predicted model, not a curated record. NCBI's taxonomy places the organism in Eukaryota, Metazoa, Cnidaria, Scyphozoa, Rhizostomeae, Rhizostomatidae. Gene Ontology annotation, biological process: regulation of translational initiation.